Messenger RNA from Heterobilharzia americana, 1541 nucleotides. The record is from the annotation of a GenBank genome assembly. NCBI's taxonomy places the organism in Eukaryota, Metazoa, Platyhelminthes, Trematoda, Strigeidida, Schistosomatidae.
UAAGUGACCAGUCAGAUAAGGUAGUUUCAUUAGUUUUGAUAUUGGUUGAUAAUAGUUGGUGUACAAUUGUGUAGGUGGGAGUAACUGGAACUUUCUUAAGUUGGCUUUUAUGUUCUUCAUGGUUACGUGCCAGAGCAUCGGAGUAAAUAAGCUGUAUGUUGCAUAUAAGCGCCGCUGUUUUCGUGCUGCUGACUCGUGAAAAGCGGCGAUGGUUUUCUACCGGGGAUUACGGGUGGACCCUAGAUAUGUUACUAUGGUGGGCCCUCCUCUUGGUGUCGCUGGAUAUCAACCAAUACACCUUUGAAGAUGACUUACUGGUAACCGCAGUCUGCUAGAUCUACAUGUGCAAGAUCUGUGGGGCCGGUCUCCGAAGCACAGGAAAUCUAGGUAGCUGUCAGAUUUCUGAAUGGUGCGUUGAGAGAAGUGCAACCGAAAGGUACGAUGAAUUUAACUUCCUAAUUCUGGUAGUCACUGUUGUUGAAGGACCCCUCAGAGACGCAUAGUUUGCCAUGCGAAGGUGAGGAAUAUUCGAUCAGGACUGCCGAUGUUGUGAGCUUUAGCUAUUUAUCAGCAAUCCGGAGAAAACCUCUGUUUUGGAGUCGUCUCUGCAGGAAGGUAAGGUGUACUUAGGUCUGAAAGAUUAUGAAGACUCAGUGAGACGCAUUUUGUGCACAUAUGCCUACGUGGAGGAGGGGUCUUGUCAACGAAUUGAUUACCCGGGGAAUGUGGAUAGGUUUAAGCCUGACAUUUGACUGGACUCUGGGAUGACGCUGGUCAUUUUGAGCGAGUUGUUAGUAAAAUGUUCUAGUAGAAGUCUUAGUUUCCAUGGGAAAGCAUUAUUUGGAUGCUUUCAGCGUGACGAUGGGACCGAUCCAUCACGUUUUCUUAAAAUAACGUUCAUGUUAGGCGGGGUUCAUCUUGAAACUUGUAGCCUAACCUAAAUAGGCUUGUAUGCUAUAGAUGCAACCGAGACCUUGAUAUCCAAUCUUGUAAGCGAUUGGUAAGCUGUUCACAGUAUAUCGGAAAAACUGUUAUGUUUUGUACUAUAGUGUCCAGAAGUUUGGAUUCCCAAAAAAGAUAUACUUCCUGAGCCUGCUAUGAAAAACUACUUAUUUUUUCCUUUAUUCGUGGUUAUUAAUGAGUUGUCACUUCUUGAACAAUUAUUUCAGAGUUGUACAGAAAUGAAUCUGCACGAUGAUUCCGAUAGUACUACAAAUGAUAUGUUUACUUCCUUACCCUUAACGAAACAGCAAGUGACACAAUAUUGUCAACAAAAAUGGGGUGUUACACCAGCCUUCAAUCAGCUGUCAACAUUUUAUGGUGAUAAUAUUUGGAAAGCCGCAAGUAAUAUCAUAUUUUCAAAUGGGAAUUUAGAUCCAUGGAUGGGUGGCGGUGACCAGUCAGAUAAGGUAAUUUCAUUGGUGUUAGAUGGUGGAGCACACCACUUAGAUUUACGAUCACCAGAUCCUAGUGAUCCUCCAUCAGCACGUCAGAUUCGUCAAAUUGAGGUACAAACGAUUCAUUCCUGGCUUGAUACAUAA